Molecule: messenger RNA, 2865 nt
Organism: Odontomachus brunneus
Lineage: Eukaryota; Metazoa; Arthropoda; Insecta; Hymenoptera; Formicidae
Exons: 6
Coding region: 740-1411 (223 amino acids)
Molecular function (GO): sequence-specific DNA binding
Source: RefSeq, a predicted model, not a curated record
CAUUUGUGCUCUGUAGUUAUUAAUAAGAAGUGAAAAGCGGGUUGGAGUAUUUACGCAUAAGUUAUGAUAUUUUUGUGACAUACUAACAUUGUAUUCAACUAAAUAAUAGCGUAGAAACGAACCAUAAUGUCUGAUAUAUGGAACACAAGAAAAUUAUGAUAUUUUACAUCUACGUGUAGCAACGUAAACUAUGUACAAGAGAUCAUAUAUGUAAACAAUAGUAAUAUAUGGAUGUCGUUUAAAAAACGUAUGACUUACUCAAAAAUUAAGAAAAGUUUAUAUUUUUAUUCAACCUUUAAAAUCCUGAUGUAAAUUAGGAAACGUUGUUUUUCAAACACUUUUAAUCCACAGAAUUUUCUGGUUACAUUCUUAUUUUCAAUCAAUCAAAUUAUUAAUCACAAAAUAAAUUGGAAAAUUGAUAGAACUUUAUUAUUUGUUUUAAACAUUAUAUUUAUAACAUACUCAAAACAGAUACAGCAAUUUUCUUUUUUAAUUAUCCUUUUUUUGUGUGUAUUUUAAUAUAAUUCAUAAUAUUCUAUAUAGUUUACAUUAUCUACCUGAGAAAAGACUAUAUAUAUAUAUUACAUAGACAAUACAUAAACAAUCUGCAUAUAUGUAAUUUUGAAAUCUACAGCAUAACCUUGAUAAGAAAGAAAAGUACGAAGUGUAAGAUACAAAAAUUAAAAAAAUAUGGUUGGAUAUUGUUAUGUUUGCAAAAUAGGGCCAGGAGAAGAAGAUAAUGUAUCUAUUCACAAGUUGUGAAACAGGUCCACACAGUGGAAUUUGUAGCAAACACUUCCAAGAAUCUGACUUUAUUUACAAAAUAUAUGGUGCUGAUGUUAGAAGAUUUAUUAAACCAGGAGCUUGUCCAUCUCUAUUGCAGUGUAAACGAAAUAAUAAAGAAAAUACGGAGACUGUUUAUGAGCAAAAUGCAAGUAACUAUAUAUCAAGUGAAAACCAUGAUAUAAAUGACUGUACGUCAAGUGGAGACCGUGAUACUAAAAGUGACAUUAUUGUAAAUACAAGUAUAAAAGUAGAAGAUAUAUCAUAUGAACCCAUAAAGAUUGAAGGUGUUACGAUAGAGGAAGCGUCUCCAAUGGCUAAAAUUUCUUUAAACAGUAAAACAAACAAUCCUCUAGUAGGAAAAAGACGUUGCAACACUCCAAGAUAUAUUGGAGAUCUACGUCCUGAAGAUUUUAAUUCAUAUCAAUGUUGGAUUAUGUUCCAUAGAUAUUUGACAGAAACAAGAAAGAAAUUAAAAUAUUUAAAAAGUGAAAAUAAUCGUUUAAGUAACAAAGUAGCCAGAUUACAAGUGAUAUUUGAUCAUUUCAAAGAGAAAGGACUUAUUUGUAGUAAUGACAGGGAUUGCUUCAUAGAGUCCACAAAAGAAAUUACUACAAGUUCUAUAUGAAUAUAUAUCUGAAAAAAAAUAACUCACGACAUAUAUUUUUCUUGUAAUAUUAAAAAUACUGUUAAAAAAAUAGACAGUAUCAGCUGCAUAUUAUUUGAAACAGAAUUGUGACAUUGUCAGUAAACAAAUACAAAAUUAUGAGAUGAAAAAUCCACAAAUAUACAAGAAAUUUGUUUAUAUAUGACAAUUCACUAACACAUUCACUACUAUGUCAUAUGUGUAUACAGGUUUGCAAUCUUUCCUUUACUAAAGAUCGGAAAAAGUGAAGUGAAAUGCUCAUAAAACAUUGAAAACGAAUCCAUGAAGGACAUAGUACCAAUCCAGAAGAGAAGCAAUCAAUGAGGAUAUUUAUGCUACACAAUUGUAUAUCGUUAUAAUUUUUGGCUUGGUGUUCAAUAAGCCACGGAGUAUCACAAUUCUUUUGUUUUCAGAGCGAUAUUAUAUAGGGUGAUUCAAAACAAUUUCCUGUUCUUGAAAUGCCAUAUAUAUUCUUCUGGAAUUCUGAGACAAUUUUUCCUUUUGUAAAAUGUUAUCCGAAACUUAGUUUUUGAAUUAAUAAAAUAAAUAGUUUGCUUGUUACGAUUCGGAUACAGGAAGUAAGCAGAAGCGACGCAACUUAUCGAUAGAUACAAGCACUCAAGUGGGAUGUCUGGUGCUACAGCUAAUUGAUACAUGUGAUAGUGUUUAUACAUAUUAUACACAUUACUUUUAUAAUUUUCGUUAAUAUGUAACAGGAAAUAACGUGCUUUAAAUUAGUAGAAUACAAUUAUAAUAUAAUAUUUGAGAGUGAAAUAUUCGAUUACGUUUUAGCUAACUGGAAAAUAACCUUUAAAAAUACGAACGAGAGGCGGAGUGUUAAUAGUCAUAGUUUGAAAAGCAUAAGAUGUUUUUACAAUUAAGAAAACCAACGAAUUAUAAUCACAUCUUACUAAUUUAAAACAUUUUAUUUGCUAUUGCGCACGAUUAUUGACAAAAAUUAUAAAAAUGAAUAUAACUAUUGUCAUACAUCUAAUUGCCCAAGGCGUCCUACGCUGGUGCUUGCUGACACCUAACUGUGAAUUGUGUUGCCUCUGUCUUCCUAUGCUCAAUUCGUAAUAGACAAACUAUUUAUUUUUAUAACUUAAACACUAAGUAUUGGAUAAAUAACAUUUUACAGAAGGAAAAAUUGUCUCAAAUUUCACUUUUAUUCAAGAAUAUGAUAUUUCAAGAACAAAAAGUUUCGAGUCGCCCCGUAGAAUGGAUUAAUAACUUAAUAAUCUAUAAAUAAUCUCUCGGUUUUAUUUUCAAAAAAACGGAUGAUGAGAGAGAGAGAACUUUUUCUCGUAAUUACAAGCAAUUCAGUGAAAAAUCUACAUGUUUGUAAUUUAUAUGUUUAUUUGUAAAAUUGUAAGAUUUUUUUGUUCAGUUUGACCUAAUUUAUAUUCCUACACAAGUUUUAUAUCUUAUUGUCAGAC